This is a messenger RNA of Antrostomus carolinensis (chuck-will's-widow), 1170 nucleotides long. Its product is annotated as nucleolar protein 14-like. Gene Ontology annotation, biological process: maturation of SSU-rRNA. The annotation marks the transcript as partial. The record is from RefSeq and is a predicted model, not a curated record. Gene Ontology annotation, cellular component: nucleolus; small-subunit processome; Noc4p-Nop14p complex. NCBI's taxonomy places the organism in Eukaryota, Metazoa, Chordata, Aves, Caprimulgiformes, Caprimulgidae. The transcript is spliced from 9 exons.
UUCUUGCAGAAAUUGUUUGGCUUCCUUUUGGAGUAUAUUGGGGAGUUAGCAACUCUGGAUUUACCAGAGCUCAGAACCAUUGACAAACUGGUCCUGCCAUUGUACAAUCUUUGCCAGAUGUUUCCUGAGGCAGCCAGUGACAGUAUUAAGUUUAUCCUUCGAGACGCUGCACAUGAUAUGGAAGAAGUAAUUGAAGUCAAAGGCCGUGCGACAUUUCCAGGGUUAGACACGCUUAUUUAUUUGAAAAUUACAUCUCUGCUGUUUCCAACCUCUGACUUCUGGCAUCCAGUUGUAACACCUGCUUUUAUGUACAUGAGUCAGCUACUCACUAAGUGUCGCAUCACAACAUUGCAAGAUGUUAUUAAAGGGUUAUUUAUAUGCUGUUUGUUCCUGGAAUAUGUAUCUCUUUCCAGAAGAUUUGUACCAGAACUCAUCAAUUUUCUUCUUGGAGUACUUCACAUCUCUCUACCCAAAAAGCAGGCCCAGGGCUGUACUGUAGUGCAUCCAUUUACACCAGCGGGGAAAAAUUCAGAACUGCUUUUGGUGUGUGAUAAGAAGGAUCUGGAAAGUUGGCAGAAGCAAAAUCUGCCAUUGAGUAUUGUGACUAGAUUAAAGGAAACCAGCACAACAGAAAUGAAUCAUAUCAGGUUAUCAUGUUUAGCCCUGUGUUUUGACCUUAUUAAAAAAUGUGCAGCUCUGUAUGAGACUUUACCAUCGUUCCAUGAAAUAAUGCAUUCUGUCAGAAUUAUCCUUACACAACAUGUGCCAGUGAAUGAAUAUCCUGAAAAAAUGCAGGAAGGGUAUCGCAGUGCUCUGAAAGAGCUAGAGAACAAAGUAAAACACUAUCCUCCACUGAUAUGUGAGAAAAAGAAGCCAGUGCCAUUGAAACAGUAUACACCUAAAAUGGUGAAAGUUCUAGAGUUUGGAAGAAAGCAGGGAGGCAGCAAGGAGGAGCAAGAAAGAAAGCAGCUGAUUCGGAAGCAUAAACGUGAACUUAAAGGAGCCAUUCGUGAAAUUCGGAAAGAUAACCAGUUUCUGGCUAGAACACAGCUGUCAGAAACCAUGGAGAGAGAUUCAGCCAGAAAAAGAAAAGUGAAAGAGCUUCUUGGUAGCCUCGCUACACAGGAAGGUGAAUGGAAGGCAAUGAAAAGGAAAAAAGGGAAGAAUUAA